Serendipita indica DSM 11827 is the source of this 2733-nucleotide messenger RNA. Lineage: Eukaryota; Fungi; Basidiomycota; Agaricomycetes; Sebacinales; Serendipitaceae. The record is from the annotation of a GenBank genome assembly.
AUGCGUAUUCAAGCGAUUGAACGGAAUACAAUGGCUACCAAAGACGAUGUACGGGCUACCAAGGGCAACGUGGAGGUCACCAAGGCCAAUGUGGAAACACUUCUGUCGGACGUCGACACCGCUGCAAUACUACAGCCGCCAACAGUUGCAUUCGUCGCAUCUUCGGUCCACAACACCUGUUUGAAAGGGACGCGCGAGGCCGUUCUUCAGACGACCUGGCACUGGGCCGACGAUGAUUCCUCGGACAAGCCAAUCUUUUGGCUCUGCGAUAUCGCUGGUUCCGGCAAGUCUACCGUCGCAAUGUCCGCAGUCGAACCAUGGCGCAAGAAGGGAGUGUUGGGCGGCCGGUUCUUCUUCUCCAUAGCAAGUAACGAAAGGUCGACCACCGACAAAGUCUGCUCGACUAUAGCAAGGGAUCUUGUCCAGUACAUCGCCGAGCUCGCGCCGCACAUUGCUGAAGCAGUGAAGCAGAACCCUUCCUUCAUGCGAAGCGCUCUUGAUGAACAGUUCCAAGUGCUUGUCGGCAAUCCUGUCCAACAUCGCCAAGGGCGCGUGAUACUUGUCAUCGGCGCCCUCGACGAGUGUAAACUUGGAUCACAGCGAAGGGAACUCGUAGGCAUGCUGUCUGCGACUGUCAGAGAAUACAAGAAUCUCAGGAUAUUCAUAACAAGUCGGCCAGAUCCCGUCAUCCAAGCAGCCUUAGGCCCACUCUCCAUCAAAGCCAAGUUGGAGGACCGUCUCCACAAUGUCAAUUACGGCGACAAUAUAAAAGACAUCGCUGUAUACGUACAUCAAUCGCUAGAUGGAGUAUUACCGGUAGACAAGAGGCAGAGACUGGCCGACAAAGCCAACGGCUUGUUCAUCUGGGCUGCCACAGCAUGCCGAAUGCUGAAGGACGAGACUAGUUUGAGCUCUCCCAAGUUCACCUAUGAUCUUCUGAUUUCCAUCGACCAAGCUGGCGCCAUUGACAACCUAUACAGCCUCAUCUUCGAGCGCAUAGACCCCGUGCACUAUGAGGUGAUGUAUAGCAUGCUUGCUCUGCUGCUCGCAGCGUUUGAACCCCUCACCACAGCGGAUCUCGACGAUAUUCUCGAGCACGCUGGAAUACAUUGGAGCGCCAAAACCUUGGUGCGGAAUCUCGGGAGUGUACUGAUUGAGGACGCGAGUACAAAUUUGAUCCAAUUCCACCAUUCCACGCUCGUCGAGUAUCUUCGACGUUGCUCCGUUAACCCGACUGUCAGUAGCUCCAAUAAGAUGUACAUCAACGGCACCAAUGCACAUGAGCAAGCCGCAUCGUGGUGUCUCGAAUGCUUCAAAUCGCCGACUGAAGGCCUCAGGUUCAACAUAUGUCAAAUCGAAUCUUCGUUGUCCCUAAACAGACAGAUAUCUGACCUUGAUGCCAGAGUUUCAAGGUUUAUCUCAAGAAAGCUUCGAUAUGCCAGCUCUCAUUGGCUAUUCCAUUUGGUGGAAACUGGUGACGAGUGGCGAGGUGCGCUCGAACGCAGACUUGAGCACGCUCUUAGAAUUCCCUAUGUGCUAUACUGGAUGGAGAUUCUUAGCUUAACUGGAGGAGUGCCACGAGCGAUAACCGACCUUCGAGCUGCAACGCGCUGCACAGGGAUUGAAGAGAUCAAGAGCAGAAUGACAGACAUUCGACGUUUUCUAACGUCAUUUUUGGUGCCGAUUCAAGAUAGUGCUCCCCACAUCUACAUCUCGGAGCUUCCUUUCAGCCAAAUAAAUUCAGUACUUCAUGUCGAGAGCUUAAAACGACAUGCAAAUACCCUCACUGUGACUCAAGGCCUCGAGGAGAUGUACCCUGGGCUCCCAAGAAGUCUCAAAGGCCAUGAGGGAUCUAUACUUUCAAUCAACUUCUCGCCAGACGGCUCGCGAAUCAUCUCUGGCUCGGAAGGCAACACUAUUCGACUUUGGGAUGCAGACACUGGUCAGCCACUGCGAGAGCCACUGCGAGAGCCACUGCGAGAGCCACUGCGAGAGCCACUGCGAGGGCAUGAAGGAAUGGUCUGGGCGGUUGGGUUCUCGCCAGAUGGCUCUCGAAUUGUUUCUAGUCCGGGUGACAGUACCAUUCGAUUGUGGAACGCAACGACUCGUCAGCCACUGGGGAAGCCACUCCAAGGUCAUGAAGAUCGGGUGAGGGCCGCAGGGUUCUCGCCAGACGGCUCACGAAUCGUCUCUGGUUCGGACGAUAUAACCAUUCGAAUAUGGGAUGCUGAGACUGGUCAGCCACUAGGAGAUCCACUUCGAGGUCAUAAAGGCUGGGUGAGGGCCGUACAGUUCUCUCCAGACGGCUCCCGAAUUGUCUCUGGCUCGGACGACCAGACCGUUCGACUAUGGAACGCAGCGACUGGCCAACCUCCGGGAGAGCCAGAUGACUCACGGAUCGUCUCUGGCUCGGCCGACGAUCUUCCACCACUGAGUGCAAAGAUUGAUGACACUGAGGAAUCUGACUCGAGUGCCAGAACUGACUCGCGGGGUACUCCACCGAGAAUCCUUGUACCCGGAUUCAGUCACUGCUCACUGUCCCAAGAUGGCUGGGUGCAAUCUUCGGGUCAAUUUCUCUUCUGGGUACCUCCAGACAAUCGACAUGGACUUCAAUACCCGUCUGCUCUUCUGACUUUACCGACAAACAGUCCGCUGCGUCUAACCAAAGUUGAUUUCACCCACUUUCAAUGCGGUACCUCCUGGAUAAACGUUCUACCAAAUGCCAACCGGUAG